GUGAGAUCCAAUGAGCAACACACGGACAGUGUUCAUACACGCUCGUGCUAGCGCUUUGGGAGGCAAAGCAGAAGUAGGCGUGAAGAAAAAAUGGCAGACCUCGAACCAAUUUCUGACCAAGAAAAGGUGCGCAUAGCAUCAUCGUUCAUUCGGCAUAUACCCCCCGGAGAAUUCAACGAGGUCUUUAACUCUGUGAGAACUUUGGUCAAUAACGAUAAGUUACUGAAGGAUCAAGUGGUGGAUGCCAUUGCUCAGUACAAUAAUGAGCAACUCACCCCUUGCAAAGUUGACAACGAAAUGGUUCUCAUCACUGAACAUGGGAACGUCGGCGGUAAUCGCUACGUGGCGCCCAACCUAAAGAAGUCUUUCAAAUAUGACCAUCUGCGGAAGGAGUCUUCGGACAUUGACUCCCAUGCCGUGAACGAGAUGGCGGAGCCGUGGAGGGCGGCCAUGGACAAGGCGAUAAUUGCCCAUGUCAAGGAUCACUUUCCAAACGGAGUCCACACGGUCUACGGAAAGAGCGAUGGGGAUGCAGUCACGUUGAUUGUAUGUAUCGAAGAUCACAAGUUCAGCCCCCAUAACUUCUGGAAUGGACGCUGGCGAUCACAGUUUUCCACAACUUUCACUGGCCCCGGGACCAAGGCCGAAGUCAAGGGGAUCAUGAAGACUCAGGUCCACUAUUACGAAGACGGCAACGUCCAGCUGGUCAGCCACAAGGAAAUCAAGGAACAAAUAUCAAUAUCGGAUGAGGCAGCUACAGCCAAGGCCAUCCUGAACGUGAUCGAGAAGGCCGAGAACGACUACCAGAGCUCCAUGGUGGAUGAUUACAAAGUCAUGUCGGAGACAACCUUCAAGGCUCUGCGACGCCAGCUUCCCAUCACCCGCUCCAGGAUCGACUGGAACAAGAUCAGCGAUUACAAACUAGGCCAGGAGUUGAAAGGUGCCGAGGCAGACUAGACCAACCAUCUCCACCCCCUCCUCCCCCAAAAUAAACAAUGCCAUUUUAAAAAGAAACAAAGAUAUACUGUUUAAACGUUUGCUCUCCGCUGGGUUUAUGUAUGUGAGUGGGGAGUCGUACAUAUCUACAUACCGGGCUCUAAUAUUACUGGGGAUUUUUUUUUUUCCUGUGAAUGUGAGUUCCAAAGAGAUUCAUCCGAUUUCGUUAUAAGUUGUAGGCAGAAGUUCUUUCCUUGAAGUUGCACUCGCAGAAUGUUGGUGACGCAUUGGGUUUCUCAUCAGACUUCUGCACUGAUGACUUUGCACUGUGUGUACAGCUUUGUCAUGAUGCUUAGCAGACUGAAGGCCCCAAUUGCUCUGUUGGAAAGUGCAGGUGUAAACAGUGUGUGACAUCAUCAGUGUAUAGGAUAAGAUAAUAGAGAGCGCUUUCCAUGCAUUUUGACAUGAGCCUAUUUCUAAAAUAACUCGACAGGAGAUCUCGGAAACUCGAUGCGUCUUUUUGUAGGAUUAGUUCUCCAGUAGCUUGAGUCUGAGUUUUUUCUUCACUUCAGAACUUAAAAAAACCAAAUUCUCGGUCCAAAGUUUCUUGCACAUGUUCACAUUCAUGGUUGUGGUCUGGCCCCAAAUGCACAUGGAGAAUUGAAAGAGUGCUACAAGAAAAUUUCAUAACUUCAGAAGAGUGUUGGGCGAUCAUGUUGGUCUGUAGUUUUGAAAGGAAAUUGUCGCGUCGUUCAAAGUCGAAACGGGACCAGAUGUUAUUGAACAGCAUUGAGUGUUCUUGUACAUUGUUUAAAAAGAAAAUUUCUUUUUCCCGUUUGUUUUGCAAUCAUAUUGAAAAAAAAGGAAAAUUGAUUGAGAAUGACUUUAUCUGUUGAUAAGACUGCAAAUUAAUUGUCUUAGAUUUUUUUGUCAGCGCAAGUCAUACAGCUGCAUGGUGUAGACUACAUAUAUAUGAAUCGUUAGUAACUUUGGCUUAUUUAUACAAAGUAUUACCCAGUAAUUAUAGAUAACUGAUGAUUUGUGAGAGCAGGGGAAAAUGUUACGGCAACUAGUUAAUUAUGAAAAGAAAAGGCAUGAGAUGGAAUUCUUUUACUGAAUGCCAAGAGUUUGAUCUUUUUUUUUUUCACAGUGUCUAACAUCUUGUCAAUAUUUCUGCAGUUUUAUGUUCUGUAGUUUUUUUUUAUCUGCUGGGCGUUGUAGUUACCGGGCAAGUUGGAGUUGUAAGAAUUCAAGCUGGUAGAACAACUGUCUGUGUCACCUUAAGUACCCUCUGUCUGCUGAAAUCCAACACUUGCUUUUGGCAGUAUAUUCAGGACUUCACUGUUACUGUUCAGCUAGGGCCUUGAUGGCUCAUAGGGCCCCAUUCAUUCACACAGACCAGCGGUAAUGAAUUCCGUGAAACAGAACACAAGGUUUUUCCGUGGGACAGUUUACAAACUACUCGGUCAGGGCACAAACCGCCGCAUCUAGAAACCUAGGCAGUGUUCUAAGAUACUAAACUGAGACUCGCACGUUGUGGCCUCUCAGAGGCCUUGUUAGGUGUCACGUCACAGAGUCGGUGGGAGAACGUUGGAGCGAGAGUGGGCGUUGCUUUCUCCUGCCUGUGAUUCUUCCUAUGGGGUGCUACUAUUAAAAGUGGAAAAUCGUCAACAUGAAAUGACUUGCAGGAUGCAUGGAUUUCUGCCAUGCGUGUAAAUGUACCGAGUAAAUGCGCCGUGUACCACUUUCAUUCAGCGCAUUCCAUUACUGCACUUCUGUGUAAACAGGUAUUUUGCCUGCAGAAUUGCCCAUUGUUGGAUGCACAGUGCUGGAUUUUUGGAGUUGUAGAAAAGUUCUUAGCAAAAAUACACAGCCUAACAAAAUAAUGCUUUGGAUGGCCCUCUUUUCAGAGUGUUUUAUCAUUGCCUCAGCCUUUGGGGGGAAUUUGUUCAUGUUAGUGUUGGAGCCAUCUUCAAAAAUAAUUCCUUGGUUGUUGUGAGAACGAUGAAAGCGAUAUCUUCAUGAAGGAUAAGUAAGACUGACUCAAUGGCCAUGUUUAGGAAACUAUUGAAUAUAUAUUUCACUAAAACUGUGACUUGAUGUAGAUAAUCUAUAAUGGCUUACGAAACAGAAAAUGUAUCUAAUAUUGUAGGUACUUUGUCAUCGAUUUCACCCGAAGAUUCCACAUCAAAGAUAUUGAUAAGGCCAUGCUAUCAAGGUCACUUGUGACAAGAAUCUUUUGCCUGUUCUAGUAAUCUGCUUUACAUUAAAGAAUCCUGCAGUAAUGAGUACCCAAUUGACACCCCAAGCUGGUCUUUAUUCACAAGUUUUCUCUUGCGGGACAUCCGUGCCACGCAAAUGCCAUUUCUUGCAGAACUUCAAAAUUGGUUCUUUAUUUUCUUGAGUGGUUAACUUGUAUCUCUAACAUAUUACUAAAGAUUUUCAUAUGCCGUAGCAGACCACCUGCUUCAGAUCACCAGGGAAAUAUCUUAAGUGGAGUGGGUGUUCGCAUCAAAGAAACUGUUGAUGAAUUGUUUAAAUCAACCCAGGGUUAUGUAAUCGUUUGUUAGUGAAAUCUGGUGGUGGUUAUGAAAGACAAUAGCUGUAGAUCUGGGCAUGUGAUUUAAACGUCUCAAUGAAAACUGUUUUUAUACCUGUUAGUCCAAAAUUCAGCAUUUUUCUUUCUUUUAAAUGACGUUUAAUGGGAGAAUUAAUGGGUUCAUAAAGAAUGCACCCACAACUAGAGUGGAACCAAUGAAUCUUGUUUUAUACCUUAAAAAGUAUAAUGCUUCGUGAUUUCAAUUUAACAAAGCACCAUGCUUGUUUGAAGCACAUACAGGUUGGUUACGUCAGAAGGAGAACAUUACGGAUACAAAUGAAUCUUGUAACCCGUGCAUUAACAGCUCUCUUUGUCAGGUUGCAGUGUUGAAGUCAAGACCAUCACAAAACCAUUGACAGCACCUGUCAUAAGUAACGGGGUGAACCUUGGCAACGGAAUGAUCUUGUUGAAGUUUAUUCAAAUAACUUGUGACUUGAAAUCCGUAUGAAUAGUCGGCAACAUGAUGAGGGAAGUCGGUAUACUUCAAGACGGCUGUGUGAGAUUUUGUCCUGGCUAUUGUAAGCAGAUUCUAAGGAUCGCUCAUCUGAAUAAUACCGAGUUUUGUGAUGAGAUUUCACGAACA
Acanthaster planci (crown-of-thorns starfish) is the source of this 4118-nucleotide messenger RNA. RefSeq names its product F-actin-capping protein subunit alpha-2-like. Gene Ontology annotation, biological process: barbed-end actin filament capping; actin cytoskeleton organization. The record is from RefSeq and is a predicted model, not a curated record. Gene Ontology annotation, molecular function: actin filament binding. NCBI's taxonomy places the organism in Eukaryota, Metazoa, Echinodermata, Asteroidea, Valvatida, Acanthasteridae. Gene Ontology annotation, cellular component: F-actin capping protein complex; cortical cytoskeleton.